Aspergillus pseudonomiae is the source of this 1722-nucleotide messenger RNA. Its product is annotated as WD repeat protein. Gene Ontology annotation, molecular function: protein binding. The coding region runs from base 131 to 1705 and encodes 524 amino acids. The record is from RefSeq and is a predicted model, not a curated record. Gene Ontology annotation, biological process: TOR signaling; regulation of actin cytoskeleton organization. Lineage: Eukaryota; Fungi; Ascomycota; Eurotiomycetes; Eurotiales; Aspergillaceae. Gene Ontology annotation, cellular component: TORC1 complex; TORC2 complex. The transcript has a single exon.
AACAGCUUGCCAAUGGUUCGAUGAUACACUCUAUACUGCUAGUUAUGACAAGACUGUCAAACUUUGGAGAUUUCCUAACCACAGGGCAUCUUGCUACAAGACACUUAACCAUGACUCCAAAGUCCAAGUUAUGGCUCGGUCUAACUUUGCAAACAAUGUGCUAGCGACAGGGACUCAGUCCGUCGGUUUCUGGCAACUAGAUGAGUCAACGUACAAUGUCUUGGAUUUGCCUCGGCAGCGCUCUAAAAGAGAAAUUGACCUUAUACCAACUUCUCUGGCUUGGGGCACCACCCCAAUAACAAAAGAGAUACUAAUCGCUGGGAUGUCUGAAAAAGGUGAUGGUAUAACCCAUAAUGGUCUUCUUGCGGCGUGGCAUAUAGCCGAAGCAUCACCCACUCCAAUACAAUUAAGCCCAAAUUCACAAAACAUCUUUGAUGUAAAAUGGCAUCCAUCCCUUCCAUUGUUUGCUACGGCAAGCUCCGCAAGAGGGGGUGGUAUGACUUUGUUGAGUUCCAAGAAUACCAGGUCUGUGGUCCGCCUAUAUUCACCACUCAUCUCCAAAAUGUGCACCAUGGAACUUGAGUGCCCUGCCUUGGACAUAAACGAUGUGACUUUCUGCCCAGGCAAUCCGAAUUAUGUGACUGCCAGCUGUACUGAUGGGAUCACCUAUGUGUGGGACACGCGAAACCCGGACACUGUACUGCACAGGCUUCAACAUGGCGAGCCGCUCAAUCAAAUAGAUGAAACCCUUCCUAGAGAGCAAGCAGAUGUUGGGGUAAGAUUGGCAUUGUGGGGAAACUCGGUAACCCAAUUUUAUACCGGAGCAUCAGAUGGUAUCUUGAAAACCUGGGACGUACUGAGAUCUCCUGAUGAUGCUUUUGUUCAAAAUGUUGCAUCUUUUGGAGAGGAGAUCAUGUCCGGGGCUUUCUCGCCGGAUAGAUCCAAUCUGUUGAUCGGCGAUGCUGCCGGGGGUCUUCAUUUGUUAUCCGCUAACAUCCUUGCCGAUAAGAGCUUGUCUUUCAAAUUCAAGCGCGCUUCUCAAGUGCCAUUUGCUGGACCUGAUUCCGAUUCUGAGUCGGGCAUCAUGGCUGCCCGUAAGGCCAUCUUAGAUGGUCAUCUUUCACGCCAUCCUAUUUAUGGUGUGGGCCAAGGCCCUCGUUACAAUGGGCCUUACGCGGCAUGGGCCCGUCCAGAUAACACUCCUGACCAUCAACUCGGGCAGACAAAGUUGAAGGAGGAAUGGCAGUUAAGGCAGCUCGACGGUGCUCCCCCUGCUCUUCGACCUGGCUUAAAUGAUCAACUGCGGAGAGAAAUCGAAUGCCAGAGACAGCUCGCUCAGAUUCGCAACGUGCAGCACUUGAAUAAAAGGAAAAGGUUGGAACCUGGCCAUUAUACGAAACGUAGGGGCGUUCUUAGCGACUUAUGCAGUGGUGAUGGUUUCUGGACAGCGCCGGUCAAGCUCAAGCGACUAGCUACAGAAUCAAAGCAUUCCAUCAUUGAAAAUGCAAACAUCGAAAUCAUAGAUCUUACGGGUGACAGUGAUACGGAGUGUGCGAAGCCGUCAAACGAAGACUUGGUCUUUCCCACUAUUCAAGAUACAGAGGGCUACUCUGGAAUUGAGCAUCUACUAGAGGGGUUGGAGGAUGAUCACUGGUGGCCGUCUAGUGAUCAAAUAGACCCCAAUUUCCACGAUGCUGAUGUGUAGUUUUGUAGCAGCCGGGU